AUGGCACCUCAAGAAGAUCCUUCUGUACCUGUUGGCUUCGGGUCAAGAGACUCACAAACUGCAGGAGGUGUAUCUGAGUUUCAGGUCGUCCAGCAGUUUCAGGAUAAGGAGGAAGUCGUGCUUAGCGUGAAGACCUAUAGCAUUCGCCACGGGGUUGAGUACAAGGUAUUGGAGUCGGAUCACCACAAGUACUAUGGCAAGUGCAAGGAGUUUGGGAGCGGAGCUGAUGCUGCCACGUCGAUUAAGGUACUGCAGAAUGUCACGGAGGCACACUUCGGGUUCAGACCGACGUAUAGGAAGGUUUGGAUGUCCAAACAGAAGGCUGUGGCACAAAUUUAUGGAGACUGGGAUGAUUCGUAUAAUGAGUUGCCACAAUGGGUAUUGGGCUUGCAGAUCACUAUGUUGGGCAGUGUAGCUGUAUUAAGGACGAGUCCUAUUCGAGUAGGUGGGCAGUUGGAUGAUUCUACAGCUUAUUUCCAUCACUUGUUUUGGACAUUCCUACCAUGUGUUGAGGCAUUUCAACAUUGCAAGCCAUUGGUUAGUGUGGAUGGGACCCACCUGUACGGCAAAUACGGUGGUAUACUGCUUAUCGCGAUUGCACAGGACGACAACUUCAACAUCAUCCCUAUUGCCUUUGCACUUGUGGAAGGUGAAAAUGCGGAGUCGUGGUCAUUCUUUCUAUCCCACCUUCGGGCUCAUGUGACGCCUCAACGGGGUAUACUUGCCAUAUCAGAUAGGCACAAUGGGAUAAAGGCUGCGUUGGAGGCUCCUGAAGGGGUAUGGCUUCCCCCUAUUGCAUAUAGGGCGUUAGGAAUCCGUCACGUGGCGGCUAAUUUUGCCCUGACUUUUAAGGAGAAGGAUGCAAGGAGGCUGUUAGUGAAUACUGCAUAUGCAAAGACGGAGGUUGAGUUUCAAUACUGGUUUGACAUCCUGAGAACGUUUGAUCCUGCGAUGUGCGACUGGGCUAAUUGA
This is a messenger RNA of Arachis duranensis, 972 nucleotides long. RefSeq lists its product as uncharacterized. NCBI's taxonomy places the organism in Eukaryota, Viridiplantae, Streptophyta, Magnoliopsida, Fabales, Fabaceae. The transcript is spliced from 2 exons. Bases 1 to 972 code for a protein of 323 amino acids. The record is from RefSeq and is a predicted model, not a curated record.